Molecule: messenger RNA, 1774 nt
Organism: Puntigrus tetrazona (Sumatra barb)
Lineage: Eukaryota; Metazoa; Chordata; Actinopteri; Cypriniformes; Cyprinidae
Product: nucleoporin SEH1-like
Exons: 8
Coding region: 90-1142 (350 amino acids)
Biological process (GO): cellular response to amino acid starvation; positive regulation of TORC1 signaling
Cellular component (GO): nuclear pore outer ring; Seh1-associated complex
Molecular function (GO): protein binding; structural molecule activity
Source: RefSeq, a predicted model, not a curated record
CGCGCUUAAAAAAAAAGUAGGGAAGUGCACAAGUUCGUGUUUACUUCCCGCGUGCCGUUUAUCAAAAAGCGUCGAUAAUAAAAAGCAGGAUGUUUGUCGCGCGCAGCAUCGCUGCCGAUCAUAAAGAUCUGAUCCACGAUGUUUCUUAUGAUUUUCAUGGGCGGAGAAUGGCGACUUGCUCCAGCGACCAAAGCAUUAAGGUGUGGGAUAAGGGUGAUAAUGGAGAAUGGAAUUGCACAGCCAGCUGGAAAACUCACAGUGGCUCGGUUUGGAGAGUGACUUGGGCCCAUCCAGAGUUUGGACAAGUGUUGGCGUCCUGUUCCUUUGAUCGUACUGCCAUAGUAUGGGAGGAGAUUGUUGGAGAGUCUAAUGACAAACAACGAGGACAAAGCCACUGGAUAAAGAGAACCACACUUGUGGACAGUCGGACAUCUGUGACCGACGUGAAGUUUGCCCCGAAGCACAUGGGAUUGAUGCUGACCACGUGUUCUGCAGACGGGGUGGUGCGAAUCUACGAGGCCCCUGAUGUGAUGAACCUGAGCCAGUGGUCCCUGCAGCAUGAGAUCUCGUCCAAACUCUCCUGCUCCUGCAUCUCCUGGAACCCCUCCAGUUCGCGAGCUCAUGCACCUAUGAUUGCAGUGGGUAGCGAUGACAGCAAUGUAACAUACGGCGGCAAAGUUCAGAUUUAUGAGUAUAACGAUGUUACAAGGAAAUAUGCCAAAGCAGAGACACUGAUGACCGUUACAGAUGCUGUACAUGAUAUUGCGUUUGCUCCAAAUCUGGGACGCUCUUUCCAUGUACUUGCUAUUGCAACCAAAGAUGUGCGCAUCUUCAAACUGGUUCCACUUCGAAAGGACAGCUCUUCUUCAGCACCCACUAAAUUUGAGGUGCAGGUGCUGGCUCAGUUUGACAGUCAUAACUCUCAGGUGUGGCGGGUCAGUUGGAACAUCACCAGCACGCUUCUGGCUUCCUCUGGUGAUGAUGGCUGUGUGAGACUCUGGAAAGCAAACUACAUGGACAAUUGGAAGUGUACGGGCAUUCUAAAGGGAGAUGGUAGUCCGGUAUCUGGUCAGCCUGCUCUGACCGGCGUUCUGGGAUCUGCUGCUGCGCCGAGUUCUCUAAACGGGGCCACUGGAAGGUGAUGGGACCACCCUGAUGAAAUCUGGAGCUGAGCACUUCUUUGAUGCUGGACUUCACACUGAGACCAACUGAUUGUGCUUGCUGGACAUACUGGCACUUACCAUGGGUCCAUUAUUAUUAUUAUAAACUGCCUUUAAGGAAUGUUCUUUAACUUCUUUUGAAUCUAAAGAAUUGUUUUAGUUUGGAUAAAGACUGUGGAAAAAUACAUGGCCUUUUUGCCCAUUUUUGUGCUUUGAAAUGGAUGUUUUGAUCACGAAAAGACACUGUAUCUAUAUUGAAGUACAUGUUGUAUUUUAAUUGUUCUUUGACAUUAAGGGAAAAAGGCAUUCCAAAGCUGCAAAAUAUAUUGGUCUAAUUUACUUCACUCCUAUGUUAUUGAAUGAGAAUCAUGAAUGUUAAUGUAUAAGGAGCUGGUAUAUAUGAAAUAUUCAGAAAUAUUUGAGCUUGUUUUUUUUUUUUCCCUUUUGCAUUUCUCCUCUAUUAGUAAAAUAGGCUAUAACGGUAGUAUAAUCCUUGCUGGGUUACUUUUGAUAGAUGAUCUGAUUUACAUGCACCAUCGUACAUGAAUUACAUGUAUGGUUUCUGUGAAGGAAAAAGGGAAGUUAUAUUAAAUGCAAUGGUGUUAAACACUUCA